Messenger RNA from Acaulospora morrowiae, 346 nucleotides. The record is from the annotation of a GenBank genome assembly. NCBI's taxonomy places the organism in Eukaryota, Fungi, Glomeromycota, Glomeromycetes, Diversisporales, Acaulosporaceae.
AUGGAUUUAGAGAUACUAAAUUUGGAGGAUUCAUCAGGAGUUAAACUUGAAAUGCAAAGAAAUCUCAACAAUACUUCUGCCAAACUCAGUGAGAUUGAAUCUAUUGGAGAAAACAAAUUUGGUGUGGAUUUAAGAUCUAAAGAUAUUACUUUCUCUAUGGCUGCAAUCCAACCAUUCCUACCACUAUUUGCGAAUGUUUUAAAAAUUGCGAUGGACCUAACAAGAUUAUACGAAAAUGCUAAGUACAAUAAGAAAAUAUGCGCGGCUUUAGUUGACCGUAUGGAUAUUGUUGAACGAGCGGUUAAAUAUUUGCAACGUCAUAAACAGAAGAAUGAAAAAAAUUUUA